AUGUCUUCUUUCUCGUCGUCGAAGGACUCGCGUAAUGACUCAUCUGGCGAACACCGUGGCCAUAGCGAAGUCAGUAAUGCUACUCGCGUGCACGGCUACCAGUCAGCCCAGCAAUCUCAAUCCACCGAAACACGUACUCGAGGUUCCACGACCUCCCAGGACGCCGCCGAUCCUUACUUGCCCUUCGUGCCCGGGAAUAGCACAGACCAGGACGAAACCCACAACGAGGACUCCGACGAGGAUGAUUUUGUUCACGUCGUGCCGUUGUCCGAAAGCAAGGGGAAAGGCCGUAUGCCCGGCGAGAGGAACGAGAAGUUUCAACCCCACGGCCCUCAACGAACCUCCUCGAAUAACGCUCAAGCUACGAUGGGCGAAAGCGAUGAGGAGCGCAAAGCACGCCUGAGACCAAUCGGACCCUCGAAGGAAAGGUUCGUGAGGAUGUACUCUGCGGAUGGUCGUCUCUCGAGGCUUGUGCAUAAUCCGGCUUAUAUUGCACCUGUUGACGAGCGUUCGGUCUCGCCCGACAUGGAACUCGAAGAACCGCAUACUUAUCCGCCCAGGCGCUCCUACGAUGACGAACCUACCUCCACCGCGGAUAUCACCCAGGCCAUCUAUGGCAAAUUCCAUCCCAUCCAGCACUACAAACCUGCUAAGCCGACCACACCGCCUCAGACGCAGGACCUUGGCGAUAUUCCCAGCCAUUACGCCGGCAGGCAGAGAUCGUUCCUAGGUCUAGGAUUCGGAGCGUACGAGGAGGAGGAAGAGCAAGAGGAGGAAGAGCAGGAGGAGGAGGAGCAAGAUUAUAUGCGGAAUGUUUAG
This is a messenger RNA of Stereum hirsutum FP-91666 SS1, 819 nucleotides long. RefSeq lists its product as uncharacterized. Bases 1 to 819 code for a protein of 272 amino acids. Lineage: Eukaryota; Fungi; Basidiomycota; Agaricomycetes; Russulales; Stereaceae. The record is from RefSeq and is a predicted model, not a curated record. The transcript has 3 exons.